Cannabis sativa is the source of this 1670-nucleotide messenger RNA. Its product is annotated as putative FBD-associated F-box protein At1g05080. The coding region runs from base 116 to 1537 and encodes 473 amino acids. The record is from RefSeq and is a predicted model, not a curated record. Gene Ontology annotation, molecular function: protein binding. Lineage: Eukaryota; Viridiplantae; Streptophyta; Magnoliopsida; Rosales; Cannabaceae. The transcript has 3 exons.
CAUAUAUAUAUUUACUCGGUUGUUUUGUUGUACUCCACUCUCCAUUCAAUUUCAAUCUUUGAAUUUUGAGCCUUCAUUCUUUCUACUUCAACAAACUGAAAAUUUGACAUCAUUCAUGGCUAAUGAUGACAAAAUUUCGAAACUACCUGAUGCAUUGAUCACUCACAUCUUGUCGUUUCUCCCCACUGAAGAAGUCGUUCGAACAUGCAUUCUUUCAAAGCGUUGGAAAUUCAUUUGGUAUUCAGUCCCCACACUCUUAUUCUACAACACUAACGACGAUGAUCUUGAAAAGUUGUACAAUUAUGUCAAUAAAUAUUUGAAACAUCGCAAGACAGGUAUGAAAUUUAUAGCUGAUUCAGGCAUAACUAGUUUUGUGCUUCGUAUGACUGGAGAAUGUGAAAGAAGUAAGACUCGCCUCAUAGAUAAAUGGUUAGCUUUCGCAGUUGAGAAAAAGAUCAAGAAAAUAGAACUUUCAAUCAAUUUAGAUCUUAUUCCCAUUGAUUGGAAUAGUGCCUACUACUGCAUACCUAAAAUAUUAUUAGAAAAUGCAAAAUAUUUGACUAUUUUGGAUUUAAGCGGGAUAAUGUUGGAUUCUUCUUAUUCAUUUAGCUUUCCAUCUUUAAAAACCUUGUCACUAGAAAGUGUUUGGCAUUCAGAUAAUUCAGAUUCAGAAGGGGUAGUUAAAUUUUUGUUGGGUUGCCCUUCUCUUGAGAAAUUGCGGUUAUUUGAUCAUCAAUUUCUAAAUGAUGGUAAGUUUCGAUUACAAAGUUUAAGCCUUAAGUUCUUAGAACUUACAUGUUUAGACAAUCCUAAGUUAAAUGUUCAAGUUGAAGCCAUAAAUCUUGAGUCUUUGGUACUAUAUGGUGUUGCUUUGAACAAAAUAAAUAUCUCUUGCAAAAAACUUAGAAAUCUCUCCAUAGAAGAUUGUGCGGAAGAUAAGCAAUCAUCAUUACAAGUUCUUAUCUCUAAUAAUCCUCUUCUUGAGAAUUUAACUUUAAGGCGCUGCCACAUAUAUAAUUCAAAGCAUCUUAAUAUCUCGAGUCAACACUUGAAAAGUUUCGAGUUUGAGCAACGUUGGUAUGAUGAAGACGAAGACGAAGAUAAAGAUGAAGAUGAAGAUGAAAUGAUUAUCAGUGAUGUUACAAUUGAAUCAGCUCCAAAUUUAGCGUCUUUUUCUUACGAUGGUGUUACCGAUUUUGAUAUAUCAAUCGAGUCAUCUAAUUUGUUGAAUGGAAAAUUCCAUAUUUUUGAGGAUCAAGAGCUUGAUUGUGACACAAGGUCUACCAAUAUGAUCAAUUUCUUUUCAAAGAUUAAUUACUCUUGGAAUAUUAUAAGCCUACAAGUUCACACAGAUAAGGCUCUCAUCUUGUCGGAAAAGUUGAAGAACAUGUACGAUUCUCCCUUGUUUAAGUGGAAGCAUCUCAAACUAGUUAUUACUGAAUAUGAUCCUGAAAGUUUGUCAGAGUUGAAGAAUUCAUUAUCAUGGAUUUCACCUUCUUUAGAAACAUUAUCUAUUAAUGGAGAUGUGAUAUUUUAGUUUUGCUUAAUAAUAUUGGAACUACUGAUUAGAGUAGGGAUGACUAUUUUUUGUCUCUUUUCUUUUUUGCUAACACUUUUUGAGGUUAUUUACUUUAGUAGUUUUGCAAUGAUGAAUAUUUGCUUUUUUGCGC